AUGACCACCGAAAUAGACAUUGAUACUGCCUCUUUGGAAGAGUUAAGAGAUAUCUUACUUAACAAGAGUGGCUCAGUCAAGCUUGCACUCAGAUUCAGAGCCUUAUUCAAUUUGAAAUGUGUUGGUACGGACUCCACCGACCAGAAAGAAGCUGAAAAGGCUAUCGAAUACAUUGCUGAAGCCUUUGCUGAUAAGUCUGAGUUGUUGAAGCACGAAGUUGCCUACGUGUUGGGUCAAAUCCACAACUUGUACGCUGCUCCAUUCCUUAGAAACGUUUUAUCAAAUGAUGAUCAACAGUGUAUGGUAAGACAUGAAGCUGCUGAAGCUUUGGGUGCUUUGGGUGACAAGGAUUCCUUGCCUCUUUUGGAACACUAUUUUGAAAAAGACCCUGCUAUUGAAAUUAGACAAACGUGCGAGUUGGCUAUUGAAAGAAUUAAAUGGGAAAAUAGUUCAAGUGCUAAGACCGAAACCCUUCAAGAGUCUCUUUAUACUUCCAUUGACCCAGCUCCUCCAAUGGCUACUGAUCAAGAGUCUAAGGUUGAUAAGUUACAAAAGAUCUUGAAUGAUCAAGACGAAACUCUCUUCAACAGAUACAGAGCCAUGUUCAGAUUAAGAGACUUGGGUACUGAUGAAGCUGCAUUAGCUUUGGCUAGCGGGUUUGAAGAUCCUAGUGCCUUAUUCAAACAUGAAAUCGCUUAUGUCUUUGGUCAAAUGUGUAACCCUGUCACAGUUCCUUCUUUAAUUAAAAUAUUGAAGGAUGAGUCUCAAGCUGGAAUGGUCAGACAUGAAGCUGCUGAAGCCUUGGGAUCCAUUGGUACAAAUGAUUGCAUCCCUGUGUUAGAAAGUUACUUGAACGAUAAGGAAGAUGUUGUUAGAGAAUCAGCCAUUGUUGCUUUGGAUAUGUCGGAAGUAUAA
Molecule: messenger RNA, 915 nt
Organism: Lizanozyma spartinae
Lineage: Eukaryota; Fungi; Ascomycota; Pichiomycetes; Serinales; Debaryomycetaceae
Gene: LIA1
Product: deoxyhypusine monooxygenase
Exons: 1
Coding region: 1-915 (304 amino acids)
Biological process (GO): peptidyl-hypusine biosynthetic process
Molecular function (GO): deoxyhypusine monooxygenase activity
Source: RefSeq, a predicted model, not a curated record